This is a messenger RNA of Sander lucioperca (pikeperch), 8199 nucleotides long. It is a transcript of the gene baiap3, whose product is annotated as BAI1 associated protein 3. The coding region runs from base 349 to 3876 and encodes 1175 amino acids. NCBI's taxonomy places the organism in Eukaryota, Metazoa, Chordata, Actinopteri, Perciformes, Percidae. The record is from RefSeq and is a predicted model, not a curated record. The transcript is spliced from 34 exons.
CCUUUUUUUGUGUCGUUUGGUCAACUCGUAAUUGCGAUAUUUCCGACAGGAGUCGAGGACAGUAAAGUGUCGCUGCACUUCCUAUGGCCAUAUUUGGGUGAGCAUCGGUGGAGCGUGAGCUCAGGAAGCAUUUCGAAGGACAAAAAAAUGAGCUUGUGUCUGUCGUCUAUCGCAAGAAAAACAUCCCAACGUUUUUUUCACCGAAGUUGACUGCGCCUUGUUCACAGAAGAAAACAACGUCCUUUCUGCUGCUGCAGUGCUCAGAGCUUUGAUUCACAGGAACUCUGACACACGCAGACGCAAAAACAUUUCACACUGGAAAACUGUCAGGAGACACAGUGAAAGAUCAUGACGACGCUGCUGGACCUGAAGAGUAGUAUGCUGAGGCAGGUGCAGAGGAGCCAGUCGCUGAGGAGCCGAAGGGAGCCGCCACCCACCGCCAGCAGCCCCCUAACACACAGUCCUGAGCCCUUACCUCGCAGGAUUUCCGAGGAGAGCUUGGAGUUCUUUGAGCGUGUGAAUGCCAUCCUUCAGAAGCAGGAGAACAUGCUGCGGGCUGCCCAGGCUGAGUGCCAAAGAGGGGCCUGCACAGUGCCGCCGCCCCAAGAGCAUGUGGACCAGGCCUUUAUCCCUGACAGAAGCAGAAGGACAGAGCUGGACCUGCUUUAUGAGGAAGCUGUGUACACGGUGGUCAACCGGGUGGGAGUGCCUUCAUCUGAACAUGUGACAAGUGACGAAGAGCUGUUUGCAUACCUGCUAAAGGCAUUUGAUAUGGGCGAAGAGGAACAUGACAUCAUUCUCCAAAAAAUUCAAGAAUCCAAGCGGGCCAGUUUUUCCUUGAGAGUUUCUGUCAUGAAAGCAAAGAAUCUCAUGGCCAAGGAUGCAAAUGGGUACAGCGACCCCUACUGCAUGCUGGGAAUCCUCCUGGGCCAGAGCCCGCGGGAGAUGGAGGAGAAGAAGGAGAGGAAGUUCAGCUUCAGGAAGAGAAAGGAGAAGCUGGAGAAACGCUCCAGCAUCAAGGAGGUGUUACCUGCCAGGUGUAUCCAGGUGACUGAGGUCAAACCAGAGACUCUCAACCCAGUGUGGGACGAGCACUUUGUGUUUGACAUAGAUGAUGUCCACAAUGACCUCUUACAUCUUGACAUAUGGGAUCAUGACGAUGACGUGUCUGUUGCCGAGGCCUGCAAAAAGCUCAAUGAAGUCAGUGGACUUCGAGGAAUGGGCAGGUAUUUUAAGCAAAUAGCAAAGUCAGUGCGUUCCAAUGGAUCUGCAUCAUCAGGCUCUGAGGACAACGCUGAUGACUUCCUCGGAUGCAUCAACAUCCCUUUGAAUGAGAUCCCAAUUGUCGGCUAUGACACCUGGUUUAAGCUGGAGCCUCGAUCAAGUACGUCCAAAGUUCAGGGAGAAUGUCACCUGAUACUGAAGCUCUUCACCAGCCAGAGGGACACAGCUUUGUCUAAGAAAGACUCAAAUGUCUCCAUUCACAAGAAACUGCUGAGUCAGAUUGUGGAGUAUGAGCACGCUCAUGUUAAAAGAGAGCCGUACAACUGGAAUGGGCAAGUUUGUCCUCCAGCAUGGACUGUACUGACUCACCAUGCUGUGCAAACUGAUCUCUCACCUCUCCAACAGGCCAUUAUUCGCUGGCAGUGCUACAGCAGCCACCAUCGGACACAGAGGGUGUGCUACUCCCUGCUGCUGCGCCUCCUGAGGACCAUCGAUGCAGAGUGGGACCCCGUCGCUGUGAGGGGAGACCUGGAGAGGCAGCUUUCAGACAGCUUCAGGCUGUACACAGAGCACUGCCUGUGCCUGAUGAAGAACAUGCGUCAGGUUUUCCCCUGCACCAGUGUCGCUGCCAUUACACGCUACGAGCUCAUGCUAAGGGGGAUUGGCUACAUGCAGAACAUGCGAGCGUUUAAGUCUGUGUGUCCUCUUCGAAAUGAACUGCAUUUGGACAUCACUACUGCUGCCAAGAAAGGGACUGUGGAGUGGUACGAGAGCCUAAUUGCAAGAUAUAAACCAGAGGAUGGGACUCUGGAGGAGCAGCUGAAGAAGCUGGUUCAGGUGGUUGAUGCCACGUGUGCAGACGUACAGAGAGCCCAGAACAUCUACAACAAACUCUUCUACAGUGCAGUGAAAGUAGAUUUCUUCAGCAUAUCGUACAGGCAGUUGGAGAAACAGGUAGCCGAUGAUGUAAACGUCGCAAUGGAGCGGGUUUGUGGGACUCUGGAGCAGGAGAGCUCCAGACUGACUCAGACAAUGGGAGAAACCAUCUUUGAGCUCUUCAUGUCCUUGAAAAUGCUCAAAGGCUUUCAGGAGUUUCUUCCUCUCAAGGAUGCUAAAAUCUUGGCCCUGACAAGCUUUCAUAACUGGUUCAAGUCCUCGAUUCAUAAGUGGCUGCAGAUCGUUCAUGAAAGAUCCUGUGACAGAAUUCAUAAAGCAGUGGAAACAGACAACCUCGAGCCUGUGCAGCAGGCCAAACACAGCUCCUCAGCAGUGGAGGUGACAACAUGCUUCAGCCAGGUACGCGAGAUCUGGCUCCAGCUGGCCUGGCCAGACUCUGCGGGGGCCUUCAUCUUUGUCACUCGUUUGACAGACAAUUUCUGCAGCGAGGCUGUGUGCUACUCUGAGAUGAUAACACGCAAGAUAGAGAGGAACCAGCUGGGCCGAGACCAAAAGAGCUUCAUAGUGCAGCUCUGCAUCGCCCUGAACAACACGGAGCUUGUGCGCGUUUUCCUGGGUCACCUGCCCCGUGACCUGGACUGGCAAGGUGUGGAGCGGGCCAUGGAGGAGUCCUGUGGGGUGGAGGGGAAGGAGCAGGUUUACAAGGCUCUCAAUGGGCAGCUGUUCAACAUGGACCUGGACCUGCAGAGAGAAGCCAAACGUCUCAUCACACUGCUCACCGACAAGAUGCUGCCUGAGCUGCGGAGGUACAUCCAGCACAUCAGCCUGUCCCCAGACUCCAUUAACAAUGAUGAAGCUGUGUCGCCUCUUAUGAAAUACUUACAAGACACUAUGGUCAUCAUCAGUGAAAACCUUGUGAAGGAGAAUCUGACUAGAGUUCUCCAAAGCAUGUGGGAGCUUCUCCUGCAGAUGAUCCUAGAUGCGGUCGCAGAAAACAGGGGUGUUCAGGUGGAGUUCUACAACCGCUUCCAGUACACAGUGGAGACCCUGUUGCAGUUCUUGCAUGUGAAGGGAGAGGGUCUUUCCUUGGAAGACAUGAAGAGUGGAGACUACAAGGUUCUGGAUGAAGAGCUUAGGCUGAAUAAAUGUUCCUCCUUUGAGCUGAUUGAACAGUACUAUCUGGAGAAGAUUUCCCAACAGAAAACACUCAAACAUACCUGUUAUGGUCGGAUCAGUGUGAAGUGCUACUAUGAUGCUCCGGAGCAAAGACUGACGGUUGAGAUUCUGCACGCUGCAGAUAUCCUUGCACUGGAUGCUAACGGUCUGAGUGACCCAUUUGUCAUAGUGGAGCUCUGUCCUCACCACCUGUUCCCUAUGGCCAAGAGUCAACGCACGCAAGUGAAACUUAAGACCCUGCACCCAGUAUUCGACGAACUCUUUUACUUCCAUGUCAGUCCGGAACAGUACAGACACAGGUUUGCCUGUUUGACAUUCACUGUGAUGGACUAUGACUGGCUUUCCACCAACGACUUUGCCGGUGAAGCUGUGGCUCCUCUCAGCGACUUCUGCUGGCCAGGGAGACCGAACGCCUCAGCCGCCGGAAAGAGCGUCCAGCCUUUCAUCCUCCACCUGUCUCGCAGUAAACCCAGCGAAAAGCCAAUCAUGAGGAUGCUGGACGCUCGCAUCGGUGACAGGGAGGCUCAGGAGUUUGUCCGCAGGCUGAAGGAGAUUGAGAAAUCAAUGGAGGAGGAGUAAAAGCUGUCAGCGCUGCCUGUGUUGGUGUUUUCUGACCACGUCUUGCGACAUAUGUGCUUUUGUACUGGUAUCAUGUUUACAAUAUUUGAAUUUUUUCCAAUGUUAUUGUUUGUUCAGUAAUUAUACCAAAAUGAAAAGAGAAAAAAGGAAAACAGUAAAGCUUAACACUGUUUUCUAUCUGGGAAAUGAACAUCUUGUCACUGUGCAACCUUAUGCUGUCUCAGUUAAACUAUAUUUUAGAAUUUAAUGGAUAGUUGAUCCUGAAUGUUACUAGUCUAUAUUUUUUGUAAUGAGGUAUUGUUAUCUUUGUUGUAUGAUCUUUGAUAUGAUAUAUUUAACAUUUCAGAACUAUUUUGUGGAAGUAGCUUAUGUAUCCAAAAGUAUUCAGUCAAAGUCUAAAUCUAUACCUCAGAUAUGCUCAUUAGUUGCAAGGGAGUGUAAUAGGCAUCGAGACUUUUCAUUCUCCAUGGACAUUGUGGAGAUACAUUGCAUGAAAGCCUAUUUAAGAUGUGAAAGCUUGAACCCACAUUGUAUUUCCUGAUCAUACAGUGGCUUAUGAACAAACAGCCAUGUGUAAAAAAUACCUGUCAUGAAGGAAAUCAUGAAGACACAUACAGCUUUGGGGGAUUGCACUUUCUGAGACUUAGUGUUUUAAGGCCAGACAGUUUAGCAGUAGGGAGGCCUAAUACUCCCCUGAGGCACACGCCACAGCUCUGCUUCAUUCGUCUUUUCAGAUUGCUCUUCACAAAGCUCAUGAUGGGUCAUUGAAAAGGCCCAGAACCUUGUGGAGGGAGGACCAAUUAUUUUAAUUCAGUUGCUUCUUGCUGUCUGACAUCAGCGAGCCAACAUCUGUGCAGAAAUGUAUGUGACAGGUUUUUUUUGGCAGCAGUGCGCAAGUAAGUUGUACAAAAUCAACACAUUGACAGAAACAAAUCCAUCUGUCAUAUGUUAAGAAUGUGUUGAAUAAUGAACAGGUUAAUUUAGAGAGCUGACUUAACUGACCUUUCUACAGCUUCAUUCGAUCUGAAUCUGUGUUGUCUACAGUAAAUAGGGAGCUACCGCCUGCUGCUGGUUAGCUUAGCUUAGCACAAAGACUGGAAACAGGGGUAAAUGGCUAGCUUGGCUCUGUCCAAGGGUAAAAAAAAUGUGCCUACCAGUACCUCUAAAGCUCACUAAUUAAUACGUUAAAUGUUGCACAGUGACUUACUGGAGUUUCUGCUGGUUGCCUGGCUACCUCAUGGUCAUGCCAAGACCCCUGAAAUUAUUCAAUUAUAAUAUAUAGACAAAUAUUCAAUACAAAUAUUCAAAAAUGUUAACUAGAUUUUGCCACCCUGAGUGGUACCGAAAAGUGAAAUGUCGAUAGCUAGCCAACGAACUAGAAGUGACUGCAUCCAGUCAAGAAAUAGACCUGCACAUAAUCCCCAUAAAACCACAAUGUGUUGUUUUUACACUUCAGCUUUUGUACGGCUCAAACUCUCAGUUCAGUUCAGUCACUUUAUUAUCGCAGAUGGGAAACUUAAGCUUAAACUCUGGGCAAGAAAACGAAUAAGUGUAUUUCCCAAAAUGUUGCCAACCAGCAUUAAAGUCAUUACCAACAAGGUUCUUUGCUUUUUAAUGUUAUAAUUUAUUUAAGAUACUAUUUCAAGUUUUAGUUGCUUAAUUUUGAAAAAAUACUAUUUUGUCAACUUUAACUAUUGUGUAAACAAGAACACAGUCCAACUAAACAAAUAAUUAAUUUGUGAAAUAAUUCAUCACUUUUGCACCUUGCUUCUCCUCCUCGGGGAGCAGAAGCUAUAUUCAGAACCAUUCAUACAUACAUUCAUACACCCUGUUCCUGAUAAUUGAAAGGGAGAAAAUACAUCCUGGCGUCCCCAAAGAUUACACAGUGUGUUGCACAGUUUGUGGCCAGAUGGUAGCUAAUUGCAGCUAAUGAGCUCAUAUAGUGUUCAGAAAGUUCUGGAAACAGCGAUUAAAUGUGGCAAACCCAUUUUUUAUCCCAACUUUAAAUCAAUGCAGGCUCAUCACAGGCCUUAAAUUUGAGUUUCAGUCUCUGUGUGGGGCUUAAUCUCUUGAGGUAAAGAGAAAGAAAAAGCAUAAUGAACCUUUGCAGUGGCAUAAUUAUACUUAAGGGGUAAGGCAAGACCUCGCUGCCUGCACCAGCUCUCAUUGGCCUGCCAGGUAUAAUUCAACACCAUGCUCUCACCAGUCCUCCAAAGCUGUGUGUCUCGUCUGUGACUAAAGGGUAGGAAUUAAUAUUUUCGUAUAAAAAAAUAAUAAAUAAUUCUAUCGUAGCAAGUCUAAAGGCCAAGUUUCCUGUAGAGGCUUUCAAUUAAAGCAGAAUUAGGUUUACAUCUAAAAUAGUUAAUGAUGUUUAAAAAAGUAAAAAACGAUUUUACUUCAUACAAAGUCCUGGACUAACAAACUUAAUUUCAGUCAGCUGUGUUCGUCUUCUAGUGAGAGUGUACUCAGCUCUCACUAACGAGGUUAAUAUCAAUCACCUGUGUCGUUGGGCAGAAGCUGCUCAUGAGAGCUGAAACUGGUUCCAAAAACCCCAUAAUAAAGUGGAAUUGAAAAACAAAAAAAAACAGACAAAACAAUAAAAGCAUGAAAAAUACUUAAUUUCCCAUGUCUCUACAGACUGUAAAUGUAUUGGACCUUCCAAACUAGAGGUUUAAUUUAAGCCCCUUUAGUCCUAGAGAAACUUUAAUCUUCCUUUCAGGAAAUCGUUCCAGUGCAAAACUGACUUAAAUGUAGGACUAUUUUCAAUUAAUCUAGUAUAUUUAAGCUUAAUUCCUGUCCAGGAAACUGGCCCUUACUGUCACAAAUGUAGCUUCAAGUUUACAACUGGUAAAAGACAAGGCAGUUAUAUGCAUCUGAAAAAAAUGCAGAAGAGGAACACUCCUCUACCCUACAUAAAACCACCCAACAAUAAGAAAAAACGGGUAUCAUGAUGUUGAGUUUCUGUUUGCACCUUAAAAAGAUUUUAGUAAUAUAUACAAAUCAGGCCUUUAGGAGUUGUUAAUGAAUGAUGCCACUUUAAAUGUGGCACUUUUAUUGUAUCUUAAUGACAACACAACAGAAAAGAGCAACAGAUGUGUAGUGAAGAAACACUGGAAAAACACUGUAGCAAGUACCGAGAGCUUAGCACCUGAGAUUUCACACCGACAGCGUUUUGUCAGUGAUGUAACUUAACAGUAGCUGCUUGUGUAGUGCUUUGUCGUUACUCUGUGAAGUUGUGAGGAUGAAGUACGCAAAAAAACAUAUCUAUGCCUGAAGAGUGUGCUGCAUUGCAGGGACUGUUCAGUUGAUCAAGAAGCUUGCCUUACUUAACAGGAGUGAGGAAUCCUUUCAGUCCAUCUGAACAGCACUUGCCUUUACGUUUUGUUUUUAAGAUAUCGUAGGCAGAAUUUGUCUUAACAAUUGUUACUGAACUCUUUCAUUGUUAGUAUAUUAAUAUCCGCUGCCAUCUUUGUUGUUAACAGUGCUGUCCUAAACAAGCACAGAAGUGCGUCAGUAUAUUUGAAUAGUUAAUGGAUUUAUUGAGUGGCAGUGAUAUUUUCUCUAAAUUACUUUAAAACCAGAUAUUCUGGCCAGAUGUUUACACAAAUAAAUUCAACCUCACUCUGAAUCUAAACCAGUAUAUAAUACAAAGUUAGCUAAUAUUGUAUACCAAAAUUUAUACUAGGGUCACAAGAAAACUUUCAGAGGUAAUUUACACAUUUCUAACAGGGACAGUUUUAAGUGGAAAAUCUUUUUCCAGAUUCUUUGUGAGGAAAGAGUCUUUUCCUAUUAAAUACACUUGUCUAUGUUCAGUCACAGUGUUGUAGAUGUCCUUAUGUUGCCCUUAAACAGGCAAUCUGGUCAGUAUUACUUGAGUAAAGUGAUUUUAAAAAAAAUUCAAAGAAAGUAUUCUAGUCUUUAAAUGUUCAGUGAAGUCAGUUGUAUUAUCAUAUUCAUUUCCUAAUAAGUGGAUUUCUUAAAAGACUGGCCAUAAUUUAAAAAGGCAAAGGAUAUCAGACUGUGAAUUAACAGAAUAUCAUCACCAUGUAAUGUCAUGACUGUCAGCACUGACAUGGACAUAUUUUAUUUAAGGUAAUAAUUUAGAAAUAUUUAUUGAAUUGAGUAUUUGGUUUUGUUGUCUGCUGUCCAAAUUUAAAGGCAACAGCUGUGGAAACGUAUCUUCAAGAAGCAAAACACCUUCAAUUUGUUACCGUAAAAGUGAAUUAUUUGUCCUUGAAUUGUAAAUGCCUGUGUUGCUGUUUAUUGGAUUAUACCUUUGAGAGAUGUCUAUCACCUUAAAUAAAGAUUGUAUUUAAAUUUGAA